ACAGCACCCACUGGAUCAGGGAAAACAGUGAUUCUGGAGCUCGCAAUCAUCGCCAUGCUCGUCGAUCCACAUGGCGAAAAUGCCAAGGCGGUGUACAUGGCGCCUACCAAGGCUCUUUGCACCGAGAAAGCCAGUGAAUGGAAGGAGAAAUUCGGUCCAUUUGGUAUCACAUGCAACAUGCUCACGGGCGACACCGAGAACGCAAAUCUGGCCGAAGUCAAGCGGAGUAAUAUCAUAGUCACAACGCCUGAAAAAUGGGAUUCGACGACAAGACGAUGGAAAGACAACCGACAGCUCAUGGGCCUAGUCCGGCUCCUUCUGGUCGACGAAGUCCAUGUCUUGAAAGAGUCUCGUGGGGCUACGAUGGAGGUUGUCGUCGCCCGCAUGAAGACCGUCAACAGACAGCUUCGGGAACGGCGCUCGGCUUGUCAAACGAACGCACGCAGUCCGCAGAGCCAGCUUCGAAUUGUGGCCGUCUCGGCAACAGUCCCAAAUGUCGAAGAUAUCGGAGAAUGGCUCUGUGACGCAGAUACGCACCAACGAGCCACAUUCUGCAACAGCCGCAAAUCCGCUGUUGCCGCAGCUGAUCGCCUCGCAGCUGAUAGCCGGGCACUUGGGUUAGAUGGUCUGACAUUAGCGCCCGCGCGGCUUGACAGACUUGCCCGCAUCAAAAGCAGCAUCACAGACGGGAAACUCGCAGGCAUGGCAUUUGCCGAUCGCCGUGCGAUUGAACAGGCGUUCCUCGACGGGGUUGUGAUGGUCAUCUGCACCACCACGACGCUGGCUGUCGGCGUGAAUCUGCCGGCCUAUCUUGUUGUCAUCAAAGGAACAAGUCAGUACCGCAACGGCAAGUUUGAAGAAUACAGCGAGCUGGAUCUUCUCCAGAUGAUUGGCCGAGCUGGCAGACCACAGUUUGACUCCAGCGGCAGAGCCCUGAUUCUCACAACGAAUGAAAAUCGGCAGCGAUACGAGGCGAUGGUGCAAGGGUCCGAGACCAUCGAGAGCAGCCUGCAUCUCCAUCUCAUCGAGCACCUGAAUGCCGAGGUGGUGUUGGGAACCAUUGAGUCGCGCCAAGGAGCUCUGGACUGGUAA
This is a messenger RNA of Polychytrium aggregatum, 1092 nucleotides long. RefSeq names its product P-loop containing nucleoside triphosphate hydrolase protein. The transcript has 9 exons. Lineage: Eukaryota; Fungi; Chytridiomycota; Chytridiomycetes; Polychytriales. The record is from RefSeq and is a predicted model, not a curated record. Gene Ontology annotation, molecular function: ATP binding; nucleic acid binding. The annotation marks the transcript as partial.